CAAAAUUUCAUUCUUUCUCGUUUUCUAUCCUUCUCUCCCUUGAAUCAUCAUCCGUGGAGAAAUCAUCCAAUUUUUUUCUUUCCUCCACGGAUUUGAUAACUUUGUUUCAUUUUCUUGACCUCUUCCUUAAUUCAUGAAACAACAAUAUCCUUGUUUUUCCUUCAAUUGCCUCCCUCUUCAUUUACUUUAUACCCUUUUGUUUUAUUUUUCCUCUCGAUAAGCUCUUUUGGGGGGGAAUUUACAGGUUUCGUGUAAAGUUUUGAGUAAAAGUGCAAUGCAUUUUUAUUUUUGCAGACAAUUGUAGGUUAAAGAAUAUAAAUUAUUACUGGUUGUUUAGGGGUUUUUCCAGAAGAUGCACGUUUAUGUCGCUUGUAAUGUAUAUAGUUGUAGACAUUCAUAAUUUUUUCUAACCUUAUUUUAAUGGUUAGAGAAGCAGUUGCAAGAGACAAGCCGAAACUCAAAUUUUACAGAAAAGUAUUUAUUGAAAGAUGGGGGCAAUUUCGAGGACUAUUUUUCCUGCAUGUGAAAGCUUGUGUUUCUUCUGUCCUUCAUUGAGGGCAAGGUCGAGACACCCUCUUAAACGCUACAAGAACUUGCUUUCUGAUAUAUUUCCUCGAUCCCCAGAUGAGCAACCAAAUGAUAGAAAGAUUGGUAAAUUAUGCGAAUAUGCUUCUAAAAAUCCUCUUCGAAUCCCAAAGAUCACGACUUCGUUGGAGCAAAGAUGUUACAAGGAUCUGAGAAAUGAGCAAUUUCACUCAGUGAAAGUCGUUCUAUGCAUAUACAGGAAAUUAUUGAUUUCUUGUAGGGAGCAGAUGCCAUUGUUUGCAAGUAGCUUACUCGGAAUUGUUCACAUUCUAUUGGAUCAAACACGCCAUAAUGAGAUACGAACAUUAGGGUGCCAUGCUCUAUUUGACUUUGUAAAUAACCAGAUAGAUGGCACAUAUGUCUUCAAUUUAGAUGGUUUAGUUCCAAAACUGUGUGCUUUAGUACAGGAGAUGGGGGAGGAUGAGAAGAUAAAUGAACUUCGGUCAUCAGGGCUUCAGGCUCUUUCAGCCAUGGUGUGGUUCAUGGGCGAAUUCUCUCAUAUUUCAGCAGAUUUUGACAAUGUUGUCUCUGUUGUCUUGGAAAAUUAUGAAGCACAAAAAGGAUCAAAUAAUGAAAUGAUGAACACAAACGUUGAACAAAGUUCCCCUUCUCCCAACUCUGUGACAACCAUCCCCUCGUGGAGAAGCAUUGUUAGUGAGAAUGGAGAACUAAUUAACAUAUCUCUGGAGGAGUCCCAAGCUCCCUCAUUUUGGUCCAGAGUUUGUUUGCGGAACAUGGCUCAACUAGCAAAGGAAGCUACGACUAUGCGACGUGUUCUUGAAUCUUUGUUUCGCUACUUUGACAGUGGUGAUUUAUGGGCUCCUGAUGAUGGUCUUGCCCUCUCUGUACUAUUGGAUAUGCAAUCAAUAAUUGAGUAUUCUGGACAUAACACACAUUUUGUUUUGGCCAUCCUAAUCAAGCAUCUUGAUCACAAGAAUGUUCUAAAGAAGCCUACCAUGCAACUCGACAUUGUUAGUAUUUCCACUUCUCUUGCUCAAGCAACCAAGCCCCAACAGUCUUUAGCUAUUGUUGGCGCAUUGAGUGACAUGAUGAGGCACCUUAGAAAAAGCAUACACUGCUCCCUAGAUGAUUCUGCUCUGGGGAAUGAAGUAAUAGAGUGGAAUCGUAAAUUUCAAGAGGCAGUGGACGAGUGCCUUGUACAAUUAUCACAAAAGGUUGGAGAUGCAGAUCCUAUUCUUGAUGUGAUGGCUGGAAUGUUGGAGAACAUGUCAACCAUUACAGUCAUGGCAAGAACCUUAAUUGCAACUGUUUAUCGUACUGCUCAGAUUGUUGCAGCCAUUCCAAAUUUAUCCUAUCAUGAUAAGGCAACAUUUAACUUCAUUAUUUACUUCUUUGCAUUUCCCGAAGCAUUAUUUUUCCAGUUACUUCGAGCGAUGGUCUAUGAUGAUCACGAAACGCGGGUGGGUGCACAUCGUGUAUUCUCUGUUGUUCUUGUCCCAUCCUCUGUAUGUCCUCGUACCGGAAAUGGUUCUGUAAUAGCAAACAAAUCAGCAGAUAUCCAAAGAAUGCUUUCAAGAACAGUAUCUGUAUUUUCUUCCUCAGCUGCACUCUUCGAAAAGCUAAAACGAGAAUCAAAUUCCUCUAUAAAAAAUACCAAAGAUGAAAGCAAGGAUAAAUUUAUGGAUUGUUAUGAUGGUCCUAUGAAGAAUUCUCCUUCUAUGAUGAGUAGAUUGAAGUCCUCAUAUAGUCGAGCUUAUAGCAUACAGGAGCCUACUCCACCACUGCCAGGAGAUUUGAGUACUAUGAGUGUUACAGAGAAAGAACAGAUAGUAUCCCUUAGGUUGAGUAGUCGGCAGAUAGGACUUCUACUUUCAUCAAUUUGGGCACAAUCCCUCUCACCUCUUAACACGCCUGCAAAUUAUGAAGCCAUUGCUCAUACUUAUAGCCUGACAUUGUUAUUUGCAAGAACUAAGAACUCCUCGAAUGAGACUCUAAUUCGGAGUUUCCAGCUUGCAUUCUCUCUAAAGAGCUUUGCACUUGCAGGAGAAGGAGCAUCAUCUAUGAUUAUUUUUACAUCCAAAGCCUACAACAUUCCUCCACUUGUUUCCACCACUAAAGCUGCAAUGACAGAGAAAACGGCCGACCCAUUUCUCCAUUUGGUUGAUGAUAGCAAGUUACAAGCGGGUAACAUGGAUAUAAAUCAACCAAAUAAAGCUUAUGGCUCCAAGGAAGAUGAUGAGCAAGCAAAGAGGUCACUUUCAGCGAUCGUAACAUCAGAGAGUCAAUCUAAAGAAGCAUUGACAUCUAUGAUAAUAAAGUUUAUUAGACUACCAUCCAAUGAAGAGCCAUCCAUGCGACAACAGUUACUUAGUGAUUUUAUUCCACACGAUUCAUGUCCUCUGGGAGCUGAAUUGUUCAUGGAUGUACAAGAAAGCAAGUCGAUACCAAAAGAAACAAAAAAUGAACAAUCUGACAAGGAGGCAUCAUCAUUGUUCACAAUUGAUGACAAUGCACCAUCAACAACAGAGGGUCAAGCAGAAGUUGAUAAGCAACAAGCUACUGAAAUCCCGAGCCUCAUUAGUGUAGUUGACCUUAUAACUGCAGUGUCUGAAACAACAAAUCAAGUUGGUAGAUCAUCAGUCUCAACACCACCUCACAUACCUUACAUGGAAAUGGCUGGCCAUUGUGAAGCUCUUUCUACCGGAAAGCAGCAAAAGAUGUCUAUUGUAUUGGCCGUCCAUCAGAGGCAAGAAAGCUUGGUAAAAAUAUCGGUCGUUGAGCAAAACAAGCCCAAACAUAAUCCAUUUGAUCUUCCCAUUGAACAGAGUGGAAACCCAUUCAUCAACCAAAACUUCUUUGAAGAUUUGCAACAUGCAUCUAGUGCAAGUGGCACAAUGCUUUGUGGAACUGAGUAUCAACAUCACCAAUACUUCCACUUGCCAGCAUCUAAUCCAUAUGAUAAUUUUCUUAAGGCCGCUGGAUGUUAAAGACUCAAAGAAUGCAUGCAUCAGAUAAAGUUGCGGAACCACCAGAAAUGAUGCUUCGAGAUAACGUUAUAGACAUACGCAAGAGCAUCUUUGUAAACUACCAAAAGGUUGUGUUGACAUCAAUAGGGAAAUGAAGAAAAGAUGCAUCCUUAUGGGAAGAGAUUGCUCCUUAAGAGAAUCAAUAGUCAUUAUUGAUUGCAGAUUGACAAUCAGGUGUCGUUUUGAUGAAAUCGAUAAUGCCGACUAACGUCAGAGUAAUAAGCUUGACCUGAUAUAAUAAUGGCAUGAUUUAGAAGGGAAGUGGUUUCUUUAAAUGUUAUGUGUAAGAAAUGUGCACCUUGACUAAUAUAAAGCUAUCAUUCAUUUGGUUAUUGUAAGAAA
Linum tenue is the source of this 3914-nucleotide messenger RNA. The record is from the annotation of a GenBank genome assembly. NCBI's taxonomy places the organism in Eukaryota, Viridiplantae, Streptophyta, Magnoliopsida, Malpighiales, Linaceae.